Messenger RNA from Pogoniulus pusillus (Red-fronted tinkerbird), 5828 nucleotides. It is a transcript of the gene DGKZ, whose product is annotated as diacylglycerol kinase zeta. Gene Ontology annotation, biological process: regulation of synaptic transmission, glutamatergic; lipid phosphorylation; intracellular signal transduction. Gene Ontology annotation, cellular component: nucleus. Bases 212 to 3724 code for a protein of 1170 amino acids. The record is from RefSeq and is a predicted model, not a curated record. Lineage: Eukaryota; Metazoa; Chordata; Aves; Piciformes; Lybiidae. The transcript has 34 exons. Gene Ontology annotation, molecular function: protein binding; ATP-dependent diacylglycerol kinase activity.
ACAAAGGUGUCUUCUCUUGUCUCCAGGGCAGCCAGCCCAGCCGAUGGGGACCCAGGAGGAUAAAGCACCGGCCGGCGGUGUAUAACAUCCCUGGGCUGAGCUGCGAAAUUCGAGGAGCGGGGGAGCUGUGGGGAGUGGGAGCCUCAGUGACGCAUCUACCCAGCAAGCAGGUCCUAGCCCUGCCGUGCACCCCAGCCACCAUCCAGGUGUGAUGGAAACCUUUUUUAGGCGGCAUUUCGGGAGGAAGGGGCAGCGACGCACCAGCGUGGUGGCCGUGCCCACGAGCAAGGCCAGGCGACGCUCGCAGGCAGGGCUGCCCUCCGCCUCCCUGGCCCAGCGCCGCCGUGGCUCAGGCACUCCGCCGCCAGCCCUCUCCUGCCUGGGCCAGCCCCGGCACCCCGGGCACCGCCGCCGCUCCAGCACGGCGCCGCCCUGCCUCAGCCCCCGCUUCGCCGUGCAGACUAAGCGCGGCGGCCGGGCACGGGCCAUCGACGCCCACCUGGUGGGUCCUUCCAUCCUCCUGGCCAGCCUCAUCCCCACCGGGGAGCAGGCAGAGGGGGCACCCCACGCCAACAGCUCCGCACCCGAGUCUCCAGAGGACGGUGGCUUCGAGGUGGCAGCGGGAGCCAAGCGGGGCGCGCAUGAGCGGUGGGCCGAGGAGCGGUGGCUGGCCAUGCUGCCCCGGCUGCGCCCGCUCCAGACCGGGCUGCUGUCCCGCCGUCCCCGCUGCCUGCGGCGUGCCUCCUCCCACCGCCUGCCCACGGAGUUCAUUUAUGGCCGAGCCGUCCACGGCUUGCCAGGCUGCUACCGCCGCCUCAGCCAGCGCCGCCGCUCCAGCGAUGCCCUCCGGUCCGGGCUGCUGCCCUCCGGCCACCUGCGGCUGGGGGCCCAGCGCUGCGCAGGGGCAGCUGCAGCCGAGUGCCCCUCUGCUGCCCUCCCUGAGUGCUUGGGACCGGAACCCACCCGUCACACCGCCCUGGACGGCUGGAGCCCCCGGCUGCUGAAAGCUAUUGCCAAGUCCAGCCUACAGCACAUGGUAGCCCAGCCAAACCCUGCACUGGCCUUGAGGAGUGACUCAGAGAGGCAGAUACGCAGCACUGUGGACUGGACUGAGACUGCAGUCUAUGGGGAGCACAUUUGGUUUGAGACCAACGUCUCUGGGGACUUCUGCUAUGUUGGGGAGCAGAACUGUAUGGCAAAGUUGCUGCAAAAGCCUCUCUCCAGGCGUAAAUGUGCAGCCUGCAAGAUCGUAGUGCACACACCCUGCAUCGAGCAGCUGGAGAAAAUAAAUUUCCGCUGCAAGCCUUCCUUCAGGGAGUCAGGAUCCCGGAACGUACGGGAGCCCAUCGUUGUCCGGCAUCACUGGGUGCACCGAAGGCGGCAGGAAGGGAAGUGCCGGCAGUGUGGAAAGGGUUUCCAGCAGAAGUUUGCCUUCCACAGUAAAGAGAUUGUAGCCAUCAGCUGUUCCUGGUGCAAGCAAGCGUAUCACAGCAAAGUGUCCUGUUUCAUGCUGCAACACAUCGAAGAGCCCUGCUCCCUGGGGGCUCAUGCCGCUGUUGUUGUUCCUCCCACUUGGAUUCUACGAGUCCGGCGGCCCCAGAAUCCACUGAAAUGUAGUAAGAAGAAGAAGAGAACGUCGUUCAAGCGGAAAUCCAGCAAAAAGGGAGCCGAGGAAGGGAGGUGGAAACCCUUUGUCAUCAAACCUAUGCCAGCUCCUCUCAUGAAGCCAUUGCUGGUGUUUGUGAACCCUAAGAGCGGUGGCAAUCAGGGAGCCAAGAUCAUCCAAUCCUUCAUGUGGUAUCUCAACCCACGGCAAGUGUUCGACCUCAGCCAGGGUGGACCCAAGGAGGCGCUGGAGCUGUACCGCAAGGUCCACAACCUCCGGAUCCUGGCAUGCGGGGGAGAUGGCACGGUGGGCUGGAUACUCUCCAUUCUGGACCAGUUACGUCUCAACCCACCUCCUCCUGUGGCCAUCCUGCCUUUGGGGACAGGGAAUGAUUUGGCCAGGACACUGAACUGGGGUGGGGGUUACACAGAUGAGCCUCUGUCCAAGAUCCUGUCGCACGUGGAAGAUGGGAAUAUUGUGCAGCUUGAUCGAUGGAACCUCCAUGUGGAGCCAAACCCUGAUGUGAACCCUGAGGAAAAGGAUGAGGCAGCCACUGACAAGCUCCCCUUGGAUGUCUUUAAUAACUACUUCAGCCUUGGCUUUGACGCACGGGUGACGCUGGAGUUCCAUGAAUCUCGAGAGGCCAACCCAGAGAAGUUCAACAGCCGUUUUCGGAAUAAAAUGUUCUACGCUGGGACGGCGUUCUCCGACUUCCUCACCGGGAGCUCCAAAGACUUGGCAAAGCACGUCAAGCUGGUUUGUGAUGGGGCAGACCUGACCUCCAAGAUUCAGGACCUGAAGCCUCAAUGUCUGGUCUUCCUCAACAUCCCCAGGUACUGUGCAGGCACCAUGCCCUGGGGCAACCCUGGAGAACACCAUGACUUUGAGCCACAGCGCCAUGAUGAUGGCUGCAUUGAAGUUAUUGGCUUCACCAUGACAUCCCUGGCUGCCUUGCAGGUCGGUGGCCACGGGGAGCGGCUGUGCCAGUGUCGACAAGUGGUACUCACCACAUCCAAAGCCAUCCCCAUGCAGGUAGAUGGAGAGCCCUGCAAACUGGCAGCUUCCUGCAUCCAUAUCUCCCUGCGCAACCAAGCCAACAUGGUGCAGAAGACCAAGCGGCGCAACUCUAUGCCUCUGCUUAACGACCAGCAGCCGGUGCCCGAGCGGCUGCGGAUCAGGGUGAGCCGAAUCAGCAUGCGUGACUAUGAGGCACUGCACUACGACAAGGAGAAGCUCAAGGAAGCCUCUGUGCCGCUGGGGAUCAUCGUGGUUCCAGGAGACAGCGAUCUGGAAUUGUGCCGGACACAAAUUGAGAGGCUGCAGGAGGAUUUCCCUCCACAGCUCUCUGCUUUAGAGCAUCUGCUCUUUCAGGAGGGAGACGGAGCCAAACCAAAGACAUUGUCAUCCCAGAAGCUGUCACCCAAGUGGUGCUUCCUGGACUCAACCACAGCCGAUCGGUUCUACAGGAUAGACCGUGCUCAGGAGCACCUCAACUAUGUGACAGAGAUCUCUCAGGAUGAGCUCUAUGUGUUGGACCCAGAGCUAGUGAUCACCCAGACUGUGGGCACCUCUCCUGCCAUGCCUGACCUGGUGGACUCUUCUGCCACACCCACUGAGCACCAUUUUGCAUUCCCAUCAUCUUCCUCCUCUUCCUCUCCUGCCCCCAGUACUGAGCCUGAAUGCUGCCCCCAAAACAAAGAUGACCUUCUGAUAGAAGCUGCCAAGAGUGGCAACUUCAGCAAGUUCCAGGAGCUGCACCAGGCUGGAAGAGACCUGAUGGUGCGAGAUGCCUUGGGUCAAACCGUCCUGCACCAUGCUGUCAAGUCAGGGAGCAAGGACAUCGUCAAGUACAUCAUCGAGAAUGCCCCCUCAGAAAUUCUUGAUGCCACGGAGGAGGAGAAUGGUGAAACCAGCUUGCACCAGGCUGCAGCCUUACGCCAGCGCACUAUCUGCCACUACAUCGUGGAGGCUGGGGCUUCCCUCAUGAAGACGGACCUGCAGGGAGACACCCCCAAGCACCGGGCUGAGAAGGCAAACGACCCUGACUUAGCUGCCUACCUCGAGAACCGACAGCACUACCAGAUGAUCCAGCGCGAGGACCAGGAGACAGCUGUGUAGUGCUCGGUGUGCCUUAGCCCAGGCCAGCUCGGGCAGGACGAGGACAAUUGCCAACUGGCAGAGCUGUGAAUCUGGCCCAGCCCUCCCUAGAUGUCAGCCUGGUUCCCCAGAGAUGGAGACAGCAGAGCUCUGCUCCAGGUUGAGGUGGGACUCUGUUUAUGAGGACAGUGGGUAUUUGGGGCUUUGAAGCCUGGAUCUUUGUGUGUGUCCCCUCUUUGCCCCUUAUCUACCAAGUUCCCUGACUUAGAUGGACUCCAUCCCACAACCUUGUUGGGCCAGGCCAAGAUGAAGUCCCCAGUCACCCUUGUGCACAGGAGUGAUGCCAGUGCCCCCUCCACAGGCUCCUACCUAUGACCCUUGUGGGAUAUUGUUGCUUGCUCCCUUCCUACAAGCAGUGCCCCUUCCUUAGAUGUUUGACUAGGUUCAUGUCCUGUUCCUCCUCUCCUGUCUGGCACAGUGCAGGAGGAACAGGCUGUAUGAGUAGACAGCAGAGGCUAUGAGCCUCAGACUUUGCCCCAAAGGAAGCACCAUGACUUACUGCCCCUGCCUCUUCCUCUCCUGUUGAUUUUGGGGCUGGCUCGGUUCUCUGUUGCCCUGCUAGGGCCUUCUGCAGGAGAGAAGUCCCUGAUGCAUCCAGCCUUUCUUUGGAGGCUGGGAACUGCUGCAUCUGGAAGCAGGGCAGCCACUGCCUUUAGUACUCAGCUAGUCAGAAAUCUGGUCCAGAGCAGGGAUGACAUGGAGAAAGGCUACCCAGCCCUCCCACCAUCCUUCUCUCUGCAGGCCUUGGUGGGGCAGCCUGCAUACCCAGUGUCUGCUGGGCAUCUCUUUGAGAGCCCACUGCAUCACGUAGCCAGGGUGGAGAGCUGCACUUGGCAUCACCCAAACAAGGUGUCAGGCUUUUCAGGGAAAACCUGGGAGCUCGCACAGCCCAUACACAAGCUCCCUGGGUAGGCCUCCAGCUUGCCCUCUCCAGUUUUAGCAGAAGGAGGGAUUUUGAUGCAUAGGAACUGUCAGGGGCCCCAGCCCUGAGCCAUGCCUGCAGUGGAAUGGCAUUUCACCUGCCGCCUGCCCUGGGCACAGGGUAUCACAACCAAUAGUUUCUGCUGAUGCUGUGGGUGCUGAGCAUCCACAGAAGCAUCAAGCAAGCCUUUCAACAAGGCUUUUGCAGAACUUCCUGUCUCUGGGACCAGGAGGUGCCAGCAGAAGCGGAGAGCUGAUGACUCUGAGCCUUGCAGACCUGCUUGGCACAUUUGGCUUUGGAUGCAAAGCCUGUUGCUGCUUGCAGCUUGGGCCCCAGGAGAGGAUGCUGCUGCCAUGUGGGGUCCGUGGGGUCCCACGUGCACUCACACCUGGCAGUGCCCACUGGAUAGUGUUGGGUGGCAUUGUUUUCAUCCCUCCUACUAUCAAUACCAAAAAAAAGAGUUUGAGGAUAGUGUAGAGAACUAGAAUACCCUUCAGGCUUUUUGGCCAGUGGGUAGAGUUCCCCCAGAGAACAGGGGAUACUCUGGUGGGGAGCAGAGGCACAGGGCAGUGCCAGGGGCCAGCAGCAACGCUGGCAGUUAAUGGCAGCAUCCCAGUACAUUAAGAACUGGGAUGCUCCAGCAGUGCCUGGAGUUCCCAUCAGCACUGCUUACAAGCCACUGACAGACAAGGUGCUUGUCGUCUUCUCAGAGGUCCAAACAGCUUCCCUGCCCCAGCCUAGCCCAGAGGCGUUUACAGCCCCAGCUUCCCCUUUUCUCCCUAGUUUGUAUCUUCCCUUGCAGUUUUUGUACAGGUAGUUGAGAGACACACUGUCCCCCUCCUCGCCUGGCCCCUCCGUGCACACAUGAGCUGAGUUGCUGUGCAAUUCCAAGCCUGGCUUGUACUCCGGUGAAGGCAGAGGGGGUGUUGGUUGCCCUGCCCGUGGAGGGCUCUGGGGUUCUGUGCAAUACCUGGGUCUGUGUUUCCUAGAUGCUGUUGUAGGACUGUAUUUUUGUAACUCUGUGAGGCUGCUGGCUCCAGCAGGCCCAGGGCCUGGUGCAAGCCUGCAUUCCCAUUGCUUUUCAACUUGGACUGGUUGGAUGUUGUUGUUUCUUGCCAUUGAAAUAAAGAGAUGGAUGUUUUA